GCGGGACUCGCUCCAUCGAUUGUUCCUUUUUUGAUCUUUUUUCGUGUCGUCUUUUUCCAAAUUUUUAUUCCCAGUGAAUUUGUAAAUUUCAUUUUUCCAAACUUUAUUAAAAUUGCGCUAAGAUUCCAUUAAAACUCGGCCUCUAAAGGUUUGCGAAUACUUGUAAAAAAUUUGAUUACCAAUCGUGCAAAGUUUGUUUUCAAUUUUCCUCAUUUCUCGGUUCCGUUCGUGUGCUUUUUUCACAAGAUCCGUUCUCAGAGAAGGACCAUUUUUCUCGGAAUCUCAAGUUGGAGCAAGCUUCCAGUAAAACGGGAAAAGGCGUGAAGGCAACAAUAGGCUUCCUAAGGCUUCCUUAAGUUGGGUUCGAAAAUCAGCGACUAUCGACUUUGAUGCUUGCAGUCUAGUCUUAUUUGAGUCAAAGAGUUGUGACAUGUAAGCAAGAAGAAUGUCCAAGAUUUAUUUGUAGUUUAAGCGAGACAUGAAGAUCUUGAUAAUCUGAUUGAGGGAAGGAUACCUACAUCCAGAGGGUAAAGAGUCAAAAAUCGAGGAAAAAAUCUCGAGCAUUACCUCCCUCUAAAAAGAAAACAAAAAACAGUUUUAAAAACAGACACCUUUAACAGAGUGUGUGAUACCUCGUGUGAUAAAAUCAGUGCUGAUAAGAGUGACAAAAAAAGGUCCGGAAGGUGGGAGGUUCUGAUAACGUUUACCCAGAGGCAGAAUGGUCGUGCGAGGCUCGGCGUUCAGUCUUCGAGUUCAGGUACCCUGGGCGAGAUCGUUUCCGUCGCUCGAUCAAAUCGGAUCACGUGCUUACUUCCGGUAGUGUGGCGGCGCUGAAUCUGUUUUCCGAAGAGUGGAAAAAAGUGGCGCUCAUCGCCGAAGAAGUGGUGGCGGAGAGGAAAAUAGUGCUCGAAAAAUAAAAGGAGCACCAUUGACUUGUUCAAGCUCAAGUUUUUAAUUUGACGCUUUAGGCGCUCCACGUUGCCGAGUUUCGAAGAGUAAUCGAGCUCUGCCAGUUCAGCGAAACGAAUAAGUAAGGAAUUUUUUUGGAUCAACGUCGUCAAGUGAGUGUUGUGUAGCGUUCAAUUGUUGAGUAGAAAAUUAGUGCGCGGGUUUAUUUUUUUUCGCGAGUGUGAUAAACAAAAUUUGAAGGUCGAAGCCUUCAAAUUUCGUGAACAACCCUGUCUGUCGUGAAGGAUAAUCAGGACAACGGGGACCGUGAUUCGGUUGCCGGAAGGAGUCCGAUGAAAAUGCUACAGUCCCUCAACAGCCUGGCGAGCAAAAUCUCGCCAAGCUCGCCAACCGACAGCAACGCCAACAAAGUUCACAUGCACAACAACAAUGUGCAUCCACAUCCGUAUUCAAAAAAAGUAGUCCAGGCUUCGCAGUCCAGUAAUGGCGAUCAAAAGGAAAACAAUGUUCUGAACAACAACUGUUUGGAAAAACCUGAUCCCGACAACAUUAAAAUGUUUGUUGGUCAAGUACCCAAAGAUAUGGACGAAAAUGAUCUUCGACCUAUUUUUGAAGAAUAUGGUCGAGUUCAUCAAAUCAACGUUUUGCGCGACAAGUUCAGCGGCAGCAGUAGAGGCUGCUGCUUUGUGACGUUCUAUACAAGGAAAGCUGCAUUGGCCGCCCAAAAUGCCCUGCACAACAUCAUGACCUUCAAAGGGGUGAGUGGAAAUAUGGUGCAUCCAAUCCAGAUGAAGCCUGCCGACAGCGAAAACAGAAAUCAACGAAAGCUAUUUGUUGGUAUGCUUUCGAAAAAGUACACUGAGAACGAUGUUCGAAACAUGUUCGGUGUUUUUGGGACGAUAGAAGAAUGCUCUGUCUUGCGAGAUAAUGGACAAAGUAAAGGCUGUGCUUUUGUCACUUUCUCGAGCAAACAGUCAGCCAUCAAUGCUAGCAAAACCCUUCAUCAUUCGCAAACAAUGGAGGGCUGCUCGGCACCUCUAGUCGUAAAGUUCGCGGAUACCCAGAAGGAAAAGGAGCAGAAGAGGAUGCAGCAGAUCCAGGCGAAUCUCUGGAACAUUGCUAGUGUCAAUAUGACGCCCCAUUACCUGACGACGGGAAUUGAUCAAGUAAAUAAUUUUUUUAAGAAUGAGUCACUGGCUCCAACGUCACUCCAGCUGCUGCAGCAACUGCAGGCGACGUCGAGCGCCGCCGCGACGCCAGUUGGUACCAAUGCGAGUGCAAAUGCACUCUCGAGUGUCCAGCAUCAAUUGUUGCUGCAGCAGCAUUUGGGUCUCGGUGCAACAGCUCCAGCAACUGCAGCGCCACCAGUCCAGACUCAACCGGAAAUCAGUUCUGCCAACCUACAGGGACUCGCGACCCUCGCGUCUUUGAGUAACAGUGCUGGUGAGUACGCGAACGCGGGCGUAUCGCCAAUGAGUAUGCAGAACCUCGUGACCCUCGCGGCGAUGACUGGCGGAAACGGUAACCUGCAGGUCUCGCCAAACACGCUAAGUGGAUUGGCGAAUUCGUCAGCAGGUAUGUCGCUAUGGUCAACUGGAGGCAAUUUAAGUCCUGUGACGUCCCUAGCGCUCAAUUCCUUAACUGGAACACCUUUGAAUGGACUUCAGGACACAAUUAGCAAUGCAUACUCGAGUUUACAACAAUAUGCAGGAUUCCCGGCUUUUACGGCUGCAGCAGCCGCAGCUGCAGCGGCAGCACAGACGACUGCUUAUGCCGCUGGAGGCAAGCAAAUCGAGGGUCCUGAGGGUGCAAAUCUUUUUAUCUAUCACCUUCCCCAGGAGUUUACGGACUCGGAUCUCGCCACGACCUUCCUGCCUUUUGGAAACGUCAUCUCUGCUCGAGUCUUUAUCGACAGAAAUACGAAGAGGAGCAAAUGCUUUGGCUUCGUGUCAUAUGAUAACACGAAGAGUGCGCAGGCCGCAAUCCAGGCGAUGCACGGAUUUCCAAUCGGGCAAAAAAGACUCAAGGUUCAGCCAAAGCGACCCAAGGAUAACACCAAGGUCUACUAGCCAUCCUCAGCGAUCCUUCAAGCAGGUGGCCUGUGACGUUGUGACCGUUUACUCUGGACCGGAGUUGCCGUGCCAUGUCUGUCUCAGUCAGUCGAUCUGUCAGUCACGACUCGAUCUCUUUUUUCUUUCUACUUUCUCUAUCACCUUCAC
Molecule: messenger RNA, 3128 nt
Organism: Belonocnema kinseyi
Lineage: Eukaryota; Metazoa; Arthropoda; Insecta; Hymenoptera; Cynipidae
Product: CUGBP Elav-like family member 2
Exons: 17
Coding region: 1242-2978 (578 amino acids)
Biological process (GO): regulation of alternative mRNA splicing, via spliceosome; mRNA splice site recognition
Cellular component (GO): cytoplasm; ribonucleoprotein complex; nucleus
Molecular function (GO): mRNA 3'-UTR binding
Source: RefSeq, a predicted model, not a curated record